Messenger RNA from Pteropus alecto (black flying fox), 882 nucleotides. RefSeq names its product olfactory receptor 1086. NCBI's taxonomy places the organism in Eukaryota, Metazoa, Chordata, Mammalia, Chiroptera, Pteropodidae. Gene Ontology annotation, biological process: G protein-coupled receptor signaling pathway; sensory perception of smell. Gene Ontology annotation, cellular component: membrane. The record is from RefSeq and is a predicted model, not a curated record. Gene Ontology annotation, molecular function: odorant binding; olfactory receptor activity; G protein-coupled receptor activity.
AUGCAGAAUGCCACUCAAGUUACCAUGUUUGUGCUGAAAGGUUUCACAGACAAGCCUGAACUGCAGAUCAUCUUAUUCUUCCUGUUUCUAGCAAUUUACCUCUUUACUCUGAUAGGAAAUUUAGGACUGAUUGUACUGGUCAUGGGGGAUCCCCGACUUCACAACCCCAUGUACUAUUUUCUGAGUGCAUUGUCAUCCGUGGAUGCCUGCUAUUCUUCAGUAAUUACCCCAAAUAUGUUGGUAGAUUUUAUGUCAAAGAGUAAAGUCAUUUCGCUCCUUGGAUGUGCAACACAGAUAUUUCUUGCUGUUACUUUUGGGACCACGGAAUGCUUUCUCCUGGCCGCAAUGGCAUACGAUCGCUAUGUAGCAAUCUACAACCCUCUCCUGUAUUCAGUUAACAUGUCACCCAGAGUCUAUGUGCCACUCAUCAUUGAUUCAUAUGUUGGAGGCAUUCUGCAUGCUAUUUUACACACAGUGGCCACAUUUAGCCUAUCCUUCUGUGCAUCCAAUGAAAUUAGGCAUGUCUUUUGCGACAUCCUUACUCUCCUUGCUAUUUCCUGUUCUGACACUCAAAUGAACCAGCUUCUACUUUUAUUGAGGACGCAUUCUGCUGAGGGGAGACGGAAGGUCUUUUCUACAUGUGGCUCUCACCUAACUGGAUUGUCCAUUUUUCAUGGUACACUUCUCUUCAUGUACGUGAGACCAAGUUCCAGCUAUGCUUUGGACCAUGACAUGAUAGUGUCAAUAUUUUACACCAUUGUGAUUCCCAUGCUGAAUCCCGUCAUCUACAGUCUGAGGAACAAAGAUGUGAAAGAGGCCAUGAAAAGAGUGUUUAGGAAAAAAGUGUGUUUAGGAAAAACUGGCUUUUAUAGUAAAAAAUAA